Molecule: messenger RNA, 2222 nt
Organism: Lepus europaeus (European hare)
Lineage: Eukaryota; Metazoa; Chordata; Mammalia; Lagomorpha; Leporidae
Gene: TRAP1
Product: TNF receptor associated protein 1
Exons: 18
Coding region: 22-2142 (706 amino acids)
Biological process (GO): protein folding
Cellular component (GO): mitochondrial inner membrane
Molecular function (GO): ATP hydrolysis activity; protein kinase binding; ATP binding
Source: RefSeq, a predicted model, not a curated record
GCGACGCGACCGGAGGACGCCAUGGCGCGGGAGCUUCGGGCGCUGCUGCGGUGGAGCCGCUGCGUGCGGGCUCCGCUGCGGGCGCCGGGGCUGGCGGCCGUCCCCGGAGGAGGAAGCCUUCUGUGUCCUCGGAGGACGGCGGCGCAGUCCCCGGGCCCGCGGCCACACCUGGCGUGGAGCGCGCCGUCGGGCAGGCGGCUGAGCACACGCGCGGCGCAGGGCGAGGACGAGGAGCGCCCGCGGGCCGGCAUCCGCAGCACGGAGAGCGUGCACGGUUCUGUUUCCAAACACGAGUUCCAGGCAGAGACCAAGCAGCUUUUGGACAUCGUUGCCCGUUCCUUGUACUCAGAAAAGGAGGUGUUCAUACGGGAGCUGAUCUCCAACGCCAGUGAUGCCUUGGAGAAACUGCGGCACAAGCUGGUGUCUGGCGGCCAGGCGCUGCCGGACAUGGAGAUCCACUUGCAGACGGACGCUGAGAAAGGCACCAUCACCAUCCAGGACUCCGGCAUCGGGAUGACCCGGGAGGAGCUGGUGUCCAACCUGGGGACCAUCGCCAGGUCGGGGUCGAAGGCCUUUCUGGAAGCAUUGCAGAGCCAGGCGGAGGCCAGCAGCAGGAUCAUCGGCCAGUUCGGAGUGGGCUUCUACUCGGCCUUCAUGGUGGCUGACCGAGUUGAGGUCUAUUCUCGCUCAGCGGCCCCAGGGAGCCAAGGUUACCAGUGGCUUUCUGAUGGCUCUGGAGUGUUUGAAGUCGCUGAAGCAUCAGGAGUCAAAACUGGCACCAAGAUAAUCCUGCACCUCAAGCCGGACUGCAAGGCCUUCUCCGACGAGGCCCGGGUGCAAGACGUGGUGACCAAGUACAGUAACUUCGUCAGCUUCCCCUUGUACCUGAACGGAAAACGCAUCAACACCUUGCAGGCCAUCUGGAUGAUGGACCCCAAGGGUGUCAGUGAGGAGCAGCACGAGGAGUUCUACCGCUACAUCGCCCAGGCUUACGACAAGCCCCGCUACACCCUGCACUACAAGACGGACGCCCCGCUCAACAUCCGGAGCCUCUUCUACGUGCCAGAGACGAAACCGUCCAUGUUUGAUGUGAGCCGGGAGCUGGGCUCCAGCGUUGCCCUGUACAGCCGCAAGGUCCUCAUCCAGACCAAGGCCACCGACGUCCUGCCCAAGUGGCUGCGCUUUGUACGAGGUGUGGUGGACAGCGAGGACAUCCCCCUGAACCUCAGCCGGGAGCUGCUGCAGGAGAGUGCGCUCAUCAGGAAGCUGCGAGAAGUUCUGCAGCAGAGGCUCAUCAAGUUCUUCAUCGACCAGAGCAGAAAGGACGCUGAGAAAUACGCCAAGUUCUUUGAGGAUUACGGCUUGUUCAUGAGGGAGGGCAUCGUGACCACCACGGAGCAGGAGGUCAAGGAGGACAUCGCGAAGCUGCUGCGCUACGAGUCCUCGGCGCUGCCGGCUGGCCAGCUGACCAGUCUCACGGACUACGCCAGCCGCAUGCAGGCCGGCACCCGCAACAUCUACUACCUGUGCGCGCCCAACCGGCACCUGGCCGAGCACUCGCCCUACUACGAGGCCAUGAAACAGAAGAACACAGAGGUUCUCUUCUGCUACGAGCAGUUUGAUGAGCUGACCCUGCUGCACCUGCGCGAGUUCGACAGGAAGAAGCUGAUCUCUGUGGAGACCGACAUCGUGGUCGACCACUACAAGGAGGAGAAGUUCGAGGACACGUCCCCAGCUGAGGCGCGGCUCUCGGACAAGGAGGCAGAGGAGCUGGUGGCCUGGAUGCGCAAUGCUCUGGGGUCUCGCGUGGCCAAUGUGAAGGUGACUCUGCGCCUGGACACCCACCCUGCCAUGGUGACCGUGCUGGAGAUGGGUGCCGCCCGGCACUUCCUGCGCAUGCAGCAGCUGGCCCGGACCCAGGAGGAGCGCGCGCAGCUCCUGCAGCCCACGCUCGAGAUCAACCCCAGGCACGCGCUCAUCAGGAAGCUCAGUCAGCUGACGGCGAGCGAGCCCGAGUUGGCCCAGCUGCUGGUGGAUCAGAUCUACGACAACGCCAUGAUCGCCGCAGGGCUGGUGGAUGACCCCAGGCCCAUGGUGGGCCGUCUCCACGACCUUCUCGUCAAGGCCCUGGAGAGACACUGACAGCCCGGGGAGCAAGGACUGGAACCACACAUAAGGCCAAGCACCCUCUUUAUUGACCUGCAUUAAAAGGUGGCUCUGCA